AAUUGACUUCUUAGUAAAUUGGAAAUGUAAUUAGCGGCAAAGAGGAAAGCAAACUCUUUUCCGUUGCUUUGCGCUAGAAUACAACGGAACGAACGGCAAGCGGCCCCCGAAUCGAAUCUCUCUUUCGAAAGACGCCAUUUUUCACUCCAUUCAUUCUCCAGAAGAGAAUCUCCAAAAACCCUUGUUAAAUCUCUCUGCUGCAGUGCUGCCUCCUCUUCGUCUCUCUUCGCCCCUUUUCGGUCUCCUUACAAUCUCUGCUCGCAGUGUUUAAUCAAUGGAGUCUAUGGCAAGCUCAGUGUUCGUCUCCAGAUUCCCAGAAACACACCCACCGCUCAGUCCCCCAUCACCUUCUUCCUCCUCCUCUUCUGCCUGCUGUUACUCGUCUUCCAGCAAGAUUCUGCUCAGCAAGGGAAUUAUGGGGUCUCCUAAAUUAGUCGAAGCAGCGCGUUUUCCUCGACUGCGCCUUCAGGGUCUUGCCCGUGAGUUGUCUGGUGGAGCUGGAGAGGAAAACAGUCACUUGGGUGAUGAUGGGUUUGGAUUGGUUUCUGAUGCCACCCUCUCCCUGUCUCAGCUUGGUAGUGAUCGCCUCUCUUGUGUUAUGAAGGAACUCAGAAAGCAAGCUGAGAGCAGUCAGAAGGAUUCAGAGAAAAUAUUGAAGGUGGAGCCACCAUUGACAGUUCUCCAUGGGAGUGGAACCACUGGGGGAACUAGAGCAGGGCUUUUCAGGACUCCAAUUUCUGGUGGCGUACAGAGUGCAACCUCAGCACAUGGCUUACCUCGACCAGCCCUGGCAGUUCGCAACCUGAUGGAACAGGCCAGAUUUGCCCAUCUGUGUACCGUAAUGUCUCGGAUGCACCAUCGGCGUGAAGGUUACCCAUUUGGUUCCUUGGUAGAUUUUGCACCAGAUGCAAUGGGCCAUCCAAUAUUUUCAUUUUCACCCUUGGCCAUACACACGAGGAAUUUGUUAGCAGAUCCAAGAUGCACCCUUGUUGUGCAGAUACCUGGAUGGAGUAGCUUAUCAAAUGCAAGAGUUACAAUUUUCGGAGAUGUGUACCCUCUGGCAGAAGAUGAACAGGAGUGGGCUCAUAAACAGUAUAUUGCUAAACAUCAGCAAGGUCCUUCCCAACAAUGGGGGAAUUUCUACUACUUCAGAAUGCAAAAUAUAAGGGAUAUAUACUUCAUCGGAGGUUUUGGCACUGUUGCAUGGGUUGAUGUCAAGGAAUAUGAGGCCCUUCAGCCAGAUAAGAUUGCGGUCGAUGGAGGAGAGCACAAUCUCAAGGAACUGAACGUGAUAUUCUCGAAGCGGCUUAAAGAGCUUUUAUCAAGUGAGAUGGAGGUAGAUGAUGCUGCCAUCAUAUCGAUAGACAGCAAAGGAAUCGACAUAAGGGUCCGUCAAGGUGCUCAGUUCAACGUCCAGAGGUUGUCAUUUGAAGAAGGCCAUGCAGUCGAAAAUUUGGAAGAGGCCAAGAGUGCAGUGCGGAAAGUAUUAAACAAAGGCAAAGUUCAAAACUUGCAGAAGUAACAACUGUUGAGCUCGCAAAGAGGUCAACCGAAAUAAGGAAGGAGAGAAGGGUGAAACUUUCCCCCCACCAUUGCAGCUUCAUCAACAUGAUGGAUGAUGCAUAAGCUCUUGCAUGCCUUGUUUUUUUUGCUAAUCUUCUGAAGGGACAAAAGGCUCUUUGGCUCUAAUUUGUGUUAGAAGUUUGGGAAUCUAAUGGGACCUUUGCGUUAGAACUGUUAUGCUUUUCUUUUGGACUGCUGACUAGAGGAGGAGGUUUGAGAGGAUGAUCACUUGGCGCUCCUAGUCGCAAUAAGUCACGGCUCUCGAGUAGUUGAUUCACGGAUUGGAAAUUUGGAAUUCUAAAAUCAUGUACGUCGUCGUCGUGUAGUGUUGUCGUGUUACAGAUUGUGUCAUUUACUCAUUUAGCAUAUGUUCUCUGGUUUUUAUAAUAAAAGCCUAAAUCACAUGACAAAUUCCUUGUG
Messenger RNA from Linum tenue, 1983 nucleotides. Lineage: Eukaryota; Viridiplantae; Streptophyta; Magnoliopsida; Malpighiales; Linaceae. The record is from the annotation of a GenBank genome assembly.